CAAGAUGGCGGACGAACAUCUCUUCAUAACACUAACUUCCGUUUAAUGAAAAUGGAAAGUUCUGAGGGACAAGACCUCAAUAGACUAAAGCCARUACUAGCUGCAGGGUCUGUUUGUUUGUUCUUCUUCACUUUCCAGUUUUUUAGGUAUAUUUCUAUUCUUAUUGGGAUAUGGAUAUUAGCUGCUGGUAUCGGAGGAGGCUACAUUCUUUUCAGUUAUUUCUCCAGCAUUCCAAGUCUACUUAUCAACCAUAGACCCAGAGAAAAGGUUGUUUAUGAAGAUGAUGAAAAGUUGUUAGCACCUAAAGGAUGUACAAUAUGUGGAAAUUCUAGAUGUCAGAGACACAGACCAGAAAUAGCAAGAAUAAAAAUACAACCCUGGGUUGAUCUUAAUAUACCAGAAUCUGUAGAUAUUGCUCUGGAUGAGUUUCUUUGCCUGGUUCUUAAGAAUUUUGUGUAUGGUUGGUACAGUGAACUGAGUUCAGAUGAUACAUUUGUGGAUGAGCUUCGCAGUAGCCUGAGAUAUAUAGCAUCUGUACUUGUCAGAAGAGUUAGAAAGAUUGACAUUACAAGCCUUGUAACAGACAAGCUAAUCAAGGAGGGCAUCAAACACUUUGAUCUUUAUACCAGAGCUAAAGACAAAGUUGAACAGAAUGAAGGUUCUCAUAACCCAUCAUCUGUCAUUAAGUACCUAGAAUCAGACAUGCAUUGUGCACUAUUCAGCAGAUCCAUGGAGCUACAGUACCUGAGAAAACUUGCUGAUGGUGCAUUACCUCAUCUACUCCCCCAUCACUCAUUGGAUUGCAGGAGUCUCAUAGUACUAUUGAGAGAACUUCUAUCUGGAGUUGUUCUUCUAACACUAAUGGACAAGCUAUCAGAUCCAAUGGUUGCUUCUAAUCAGCCUCCAUCGUCUAAGGUUCCAUUUCUCAAGAACUUUGCAAGACCUCGAGCUCCAAUAAGGAAUUCUGCUCUGUAUUUGUCACUUGGUGAAAUUCUUCAUUCGCAAACAGCUCUCUUUCCGUUCAUGCAAUUCAUGAGGAAAGAAGCUUCGCUUAAUGUAUUACAAUUCUGUUUAACUAUAGAGGAUUUUAAUAAAAGAUUUUUCGCKCCUAAUCUCUGCCUGGAGGAGGAGCAGUCCUUGAUGAAGGAGGCAAAGGAAAUGUAUAAUAGUUAUUUUGAUAUUAAUGCAGUAGACAGAAUCAACUUUGAAACCAAUGUUGUUGAAGGACUGAAAAAAUCUAUUGAUGCCCCUGUCAACAAGAUGGAACGAUUAAAAAUGGCUGCUCUGGCAUUAAAGAAGAAGUUUGAUCCCUUAGCGGAAUUUUCUAAACUUGCUGGAAAAAUUAAACAUAAAGUAUUGAAUCCUGUUCGAGAUGAUUUAGCUCCUUAUUCUGAAGAAGAUCCAUACGAUAUGGUAGACAUUCCUUCGGGGGAGUUUGCAUUAGAUAGCGAUGAGGAAAACGGGACUACUAUGGUGAAAGAAGAAAUGCGAGACUUGAGUACCUGGAAGAUUACCAUCCCACACGUCAUAAUGGAGAGUAAAUACAAAUGCAUCUACAUAAUAUCAAUCGAAAGACCUGAUGCUAAAGACGGCGAAGAAAGGCGUUGGGAUGCUGCAAGACGCUAUAAAGAAUUUUAUGUUUUGCAAAGCAAACUGGAGGAAUUUCAUGGGGAGAUCGAAGAUUCCAGUUUACCCAUCAAGCAGAACAGCUCCAGGUUAACCAACGCGAAGAAACCUUCCACUUAUUAUGAGUCAUGUAGAGAACAGUUUGAACGAUACCUACAGGUUUUAGCAAAGAAUGAUCUCGUGAAGGGAAGUGCUUUAUUGUUUAACUUCUUGUCACCAAACAAAGAGUUCACCAACAUGUUUGAAUCAAAGAAUAGAAAAGGGAACUUGGCAGGAAUGACGAUCAAGUCCAUGGCAACAAUGUUUACAAAAGAGAAAGGUCAAAACAUUGAUCCUUUUUUACAAGCUUUCCUGACGUCCAUUGAAGAGCCUUCGAAACCAAGCCCACCGAGAAACCGAUCUGUAGAUGCUGGAGUACAAGUACAUACCGGUGACUUUGACAGAAAAGAUUGCUAUCCAAGGAGAAAGAAGAGCUCAAUCAGCAAGCCAGCCUUGAGGAUGGACAAUAAAAAUGGAGUACCUGCUCUGGGUUUGAAUGGCGUUACAGAUUAUAUUUUAUUUGCCGCUGAGCGGCUUCUUAAGCUUCCAAGUUGGAUGCUACACGUGUUAUCAAGUUUUAAGAUUGUCGGUCAACAGACUCUGGAUUCAUUCGCUCACAAUUAUCUAAACACCAAGGUAGAUCUACUGAAGGACGAGUAUCGUAUGGUCAUGAUAAUCCACCUGCUGCGAGAUGCUAUUUUCUUCGACCAAGAGCCUCCAAGAACUGAUGUCGAUAAGCUUGAACGACGCGAACAGACGCUCAAAGAAAUGAAGGAAUUUUUACCAGACGGACUUGUUCGUGUGAUAGGGGCAGACAGGCACGAGUCUGCUAUGAACUUACUACUGGAACUYUUCCAACACCCGAAACUCAACAAACAGCUUGCGUAUGUUCUUCUGGACGCCAUUAUUGAAGAAGUAUUCCCUGAAUUGAACCAAGAAGACAGUAAUGACGAUAUGAAUGAUGUCUUCUAUCACGUCUAGAACUAUGAUGUUUGUUGGUGGGUCCUUUACUCUAUAUAAUGUAAUAUAAUGAUAAUGAAAUAUAAUGAUAGCGCUGAUAAUAAUGUUGAAAAUGAUGCAUGAUGAUAAUGUGAUGAUGAUGUAUAAUAAUGAUUUAAGAUAAUAACGUAUGAUGAUGGCGUACGAUGAUGACA
Actinia tenebrosa (Australian red waratah sea anemone) is the source of this 2819-nucleotide messenger RNA. RefSeq names its product sorting nexin-14. Gene Ontology annotation, molecular function: phosphatidylinositol binding. The record is from RefSeq and is a predicted model, not a curated record. NCBI's taxonomy places the organism in Eukaryota, Metazoa, Cnidaria, Anthozoa, Actiniaria, Actiniidae. Gene Ontology annotation, cellular component: intracellular membrane-bounded organelle.